Molecule: messenger RNA, 1389 nt
Organism: Exophiala dermatitidis NIH/UT8656
Lineage: Eukaryota; Fungi; Ascomycota; Eurotiomycetes; Chaetothyriales; Herpotrichiellaceae
Product: beta-alanine synthase
Exons: 4
Coding region: 1-1389 (462 amino acids)
Molecular function (GO): hydrolase activity, acting on carbon-nitrogen (but not peptide) bonds, in linear amidines
Source: RefSeq, a predicted model, not a curated record
AUGGCUGUCAAUGGCGUUGAUGGCGGACACGCAAUUCGCUCCAAACAUGACUUUUCAGCCUUGAAGGUCAACCAGUCUCGGUUGGUGGAGGCCAUUCAUAGCGGCUGCAAAUACGGCGCCGCUCAUCGAUAUGGAAAUGAUCCCACUGAGACAGGAAUGGCAAGGCUCAGUCUCAACGACGCAGACAAACAAAUCCGGGACUGGUUUAGGUCCACGGCUGAAUCGUUGGGUUGCAAGAUAAGUGUCGACCAGAUGGGCAACCAAUUCGCCGUCAAACCAGGAAAGAAUGCAACCGCGCCUCCUGUUAUGAUGGGAUCCCACCUCGAUACUCAGCCUACAGGUGGCCGUUAUGAUGGCAUUCUGGGAGUCAACGCGGGCUUGGAAGUCCUCAAAGUGCUGCACGAGAACAACUUCGAAACAGAAGGCAGUAUUGGUGUGGUCAACUGGACCAACGAAGAAGGCGCGCGCUUCCCAAUGUCGGCCGUAUCCUCAGGCGUUUGGGCUGAGGCCGUUCCCCUGGAGACUGCGUGGAAUCUGCUCGAGGUCUCGCAUGGAGAAGAAAACGGCCACAGACGGACGAUGAAGCAAGAGCUCGAAAGAAUCGGGUAUUUGGGCGAGCAGCCAGCUUCGUACCGAGCCUUCCCCAUCGCUGCCCACUUUGAGCUUCAUAUUGAACAAGGGCCAUACCUGGAAAUGGAGCGAAGAAGAGUUGGAGUCGUGAAAGGCGUACAAGCUUACAAGUGGUUCGAAAUCACGGUCAAAGGCCGUGACACUCAUGCCGGCACCACGCCAUUCUCUGCUCGGAUGGACUCCAUGCUCUGUGCCGCAAAACUGAUAGUGGAAUCCAACGCCAUUGCCAAACGGUUUGGCGGGCUGGCAACGACGGGGAUCUUGAACGGUGAGCCCGGAUCGGUCAACACCAUGGCCCACACUGUCACAUUCAGCCUUGACAUCCGACAUGUCGAGGAUGACAGACUUGCAGAGAUGGAGAAGGCAUGCCGAGAAGCCUUCUCGAGGAUCUCCGAAAAAGAAAGUGAAAGGGGCUGUACGUUAGAAUGGAAGGAGUUGGUCGAUAGUCCCGCUGUGAAAUUCCACCCUGACUGCAUUGCCGCCGUCGAAGCCAGUGCCAAAGAUGUUUGUCAAGAUCUUCCCCAGACGGCUGAAGAUGGCCAGCUGUGGAAGUAUAUGAUCAGUGGCGCUGGUCAUGACAGUUGUUAUACCAAUCGUCGUUGCCCGACGAGCAUGAUUUUCACAGUGACGAAGGACGGCAUCUCCCAUAAUCCGAAGGAGUACUGCAGUCCUGAAGAUUGUGCCAUUGGCGCCCAGGUGUUGCUCGGGGCUGUUCUGAGGUACGACAGACUGCGCGCAGACCGGGGCGACUUUUCUUGA